AUAUUGAAUGCAUUUGUCUAUUCUAGAACCAUCCUUGAACUACAAACUUGGAACUCAUGGACAGAAAACUCCAGAAAAGACUGAACAUAUUAAACCUGAAGCUCCAAAAGAAGAGAACAUGAAGUAUGUAGUCAAGGGUGAUUUGCUGCACAGUCACAGAAACCUAAACCCAGAGCUAUCAGUACCACAUGCUGAGCACAGGGAUGAGCCUCAGACCACUAGAAAACAACGAGGAAGUGGUAGUGAGCAUCAAGUGAAAAAUAGCCUAAAAAGCAUCAAUUUCCUUUUGCUGCACAGUAAACCAGAUUUAGCUUCUGAUAACCAGAACAGCUACUCUGGAAGUAGCAGGAGAAAACAGUCCAGCUCUGAGCAUUCUGAGUUAAGGACACAUGAGAAACACAGCAACACAGCCAAUCUACAUGUUCUGGGUGAUGCUCUUAGUCUUUAUCAUGAGCGUAAUGCAUGGAAACAUAAUAAAAAUACAGUUGGCCUAUCUGAAAGCAACCAUGAAAGUGAUGAAGAAGGUGUGGAAGAAGAGGAUGAGGAAUGGGGUGAAGAAAUUGAUUACAGAGAUAUGAAGCACAAAGGCCAGCAGACAAAUCAAGGUAACCAAUACAAAGGAGAGCAAAAUGCAAACAGUAUGCAAUCUGAUGAAAUCCUGAGAGAUUCCAGUCGACCAAUCCGGAUAACAAAGAGACACGGUGAGAAAUUUGACAUAGAAGAAAAGAAGGAAGACAGGCAAAAGUCACCCUAUAAAGAAGUCCCCGUCUCUCAAAAAAAACAUAACAGAGAUCAGGAUGACAAGUGGCAAAGCCAACAGAGGAAAGACAAUAUUCAAGUAAACUAUCAAAGUGAUCAUGAAACAGAGGAGAAAAGGCAGGAUACGGAGGACAGUAGCGUUGAUGAGGAUGGUCUUGAUAGUGGUGAUGUUGAUGGUGAGGAAGAUCUCAGCAAUACCUGGAAAGAAGCAGCCUAUGAGGAAGAGGAGAGAAUCCAGAGUAAUGAUCAAGAGAGAAUCAGCACCAAGCACAAAGCGGAAGAAACCACUGAAGAUGACACUGCAGUUCAUAGAGAGACCCAGGAUUACCAAGAUGGCAAGAUUAAAGACCUUAUUCACUCCGAACAAGAUGAUUAUGAUCAUGAGCCACCUAAUUCUGAUAGCAAGCAACAAGUGGAAACAAAUAGCUCAGUUCAGAGCAUUAAUUCAAUGGAACGUGAAGAUAAGAUUAAAACUACAGGCAGUUCCUAUGAUAGAUUGGAAAAUGCAAGCAACAGGAUUCCCUCCUUCUUUCUAUGAUUGCUAGACCCAUGUAGGUACUUCCACUGCAAAAGAGGUAAAGUCUGCCAUGUGGACAAACAUGGGAAACCCAGUUGUAUUUGCCAAGAUCCUACUGCUUGCCCUUCCACAAAAGACUAUGAACGUGUUUGUGGUACAGAUAAUAAGACUUAUGAUAGCACAUGUCAACUCUUUGGCACCAAAUGUCAACUUGAAGGGACAAAAAUGGGACACCAGCUGCACCUAGACUAUAUGGGCUCCUGCAAAUACAUCCACACUGUAUGAUAUGAAGUGGAUCAGUUUCCCCUCCGGAUGCGUGACUGGCUCAAGAACAUCCUUGUGCAAUAUUAUGAACGUGAUCUGGAUACUUCCGGAUAUCUAACUAAAAAGCAAAGGGCUAAGGUCAAAAAAAUCUACCAGAACGACAAGCGCCUUGUGGCUGGCGACCACCCAGUUGAGCUGCUCCUGCAUGACUUUGAGAAAAAUUAUCACAUGUAUGUGUAUCCUGUGCAUUGGCAGUUUCAUCAGCUUGAUCAGCACCCUGUUGACAGACUAUUAACACACUCAGAGCUUGCACAUUUGAGAGCCUCCCUUGUUCCCAUGGAAUACUGCAUAACCCGUUUCUUCCAAGAAUGUGAUGGAGACCAAGACAAACUCAUCGUUUUGAAGGAAUGGUGCCACUGCUUUGGAAUUAAAGAAGAAGACAUAAAUGAAAAUCUCCUGUUCUGAGGUUGGCUGAACAGAACCCCAAUGCUGCACUAAAAAACUGGUGAAACACGUGAAACCCAUUUAUUUCUGUAAUUAACAGCUUCAUAGUUUAUAGGACAAAGGCGGCAUAAGGUUAACUGCGCUCUUAUCAAGUAACAUAAUUGCAGGAAAGUUCUACAUCCAUUAAAGCAAAAAAAAAAAACCAACAAAAAACUAUGGUUCAUAGCUAAACAACCAGUGUUUUGCCCUACAUGUAUCCAUGAUCUCUCUGAACUGACAAAUAGUACUAACGUGAUGACUGAGCUGCUCACAAAACUCUUCUUCAUUGAAAUUAUAGGAUGUGGAUUUUACCACACACUGAAGAAAAUUACCUUGAAAUAGGACUUGUUUUCGUUAUUUACUGUAUCGUCAGUUUAACAUUCUGCAUAGAAGCCUCAAAUUAAACAGAACUCUACCUAGAUAUACAGUUUUUGUCAGAACUUUGUCAAAGAAAAGUUAUCAAGGCUCAAUGGAAAUUUCAUUUUGGAUUUAAGAGAGGAGAAAAAACUAAAGUGUAGAUCUUAUACACCAGUCCUUAAACCAUAGUUCAUUGCUUUUCAGCUGUCUCUUCCCCCACCUUUUGAAACGCAAUAGUAAUAAUACAAAUGCCACACAACAGAAUUCCUGUAGACAAACUGGGUGAUGAGCUAAUUGUGUGAGCAUGGUGAGCAUGGAUGCAUGUCAAAAGACUGGUUAGUGACAGGUCCGCCAUCACAAAAAGCAGAGGAUAACACAGCUCCAACAUCUCCUUAUUCUCCUUAGCAGGCACAUUCUUAUUCCCACAGAAGCAUCAACUACUGCUGCCAUUUUUCCUGGGAAAGAAAUGCUAACUAUUUAUUUCACCAUCUCUUAGCUUGUGCUUGCCUGAAGAAAGGCACAAUUUGGGCAUAAAAAAACCCCAAAACAGAACAAUACUAUUUGUGAACCCCAUUAACUUGUGAUGUUAAAACAAGCACUUCACCAAAAACACUCCAAGCAUGUUCAGCUAUAAGCAAGAAACCCCAAGUGCUAUUCCUACAAAGGAAGAUCAGAAAAUACGUUCCUACUGAACCACGCCACCUUACCAAUGGAAAUAAAAUUGGAUUCAGAAAUGCUGGCUUAGUAGCUCAAACAGUGAACGCCUGCUCACCCCACACUAAUUUGCUCUUGAACCAGUGAGGACUGCUAAUCCUACUCCAACUCCAGCAUGAUAUACUGGGAGACGAUGAAUCAUGCUACAAUUAUUUGCAGCACAGGAACUUCUUAUCUAAACAAAAUAUUAUUUCCCACCAAAUUCAGUUUCACUGGCAGUUUCUCUCCUAAGCCUGACUUGUCACCCACAUCACAUUCUGUAACAUCACACAGCAGUGGAUGCAAAUCGGCCUGGAUUGUGUGUACAAAAGCAUAUUCUCUGCGCUAAUUCCAUUUGAAAAAGAUCCUUUCUCUGGGACUUGAAAUGUGUCAGGGAUAAAAUUAUUUUAACAGCAUUUUUUUCUGCCAAACCGCAGCCUAUUGCUUAUUUGCUCUUCCUACAGCCAUGAGUCAGCUGCCUUAAAGCAAUCAGAUACAGCUCACACAAGGACAAGUCACAAGGGACUGACCUGUUCUCCACUAAAGGUAAUAUCCAUUACUCCACUCAAACCAAGUACUAGAAAAAGAUGCAAUGAAAUUUAAUUUAUCAAGGAAAACAGGGAAGAUUUUCCUUUAAACACUCCAAGUUCUGCAGGGCAGAUAACAACCAUCACAAAGAUGAUGACAGCUGUGGAUAUAUGAAGCACUUAAUGUGCUAAGGAUGAUGUUUAAGGAGCAGAUGAUCAUUUCACCUGUUCUGAAAUUCUCAGUGAUGCUGCCACUUCUGCUUUUCUACUGCAAGCCACAGAAACAGAGCAUUUGCUAAUGUCUGCAUAGAUAGACACUACAGUCAGCGCAGAAGAAAAAAUUUCACCUGAGCUCUUGUAGUCUGUGAGAGAGCAAGCUCCGAUGAUAUUUAAUCUACAAAUUAUGAGAACAUUAAGAGUAAGGAUGAUAACUGAAAGCUAGUUUGCCUGUCAGUAUUUUAACUAUCUAGUAUACUAACUGUAUUCUUACUGUUCUAAGUUAACUUAUAAAUAUUUUAAUCUUUAUUAUUUCUUCAUAUUGUGAAGUAGAUAAAGUUAAUGAAAAUUUAUUAACCUUCUGUAGACUUCAUUGCUUUCAUUUAGUUUUAAUGAUCACAACUUAAACAUCUUUUUUGUCAUAAUUAUUUUCCCUGUCUACAAAGGAGACUCAGUGAAAUCACAUUUCUACCAAGACUUGGGCACCCAACUUUGACACACACGCAGACACGCACAUUCUCAUAUAUAGGUGUGAGAACCACAGAGUAUGUACAUGCACACACAGAGGGUACCCUCAUAAAUGCACUCAUUGCUCACACUUAAACCAUAGCAUAAUCUUAUCCACUGUAAUUAUAACGUGAGCAGGACUAAAAUAAUCUGACCUACUUGACCUUCCUUCUGUUUUAGCUAAAACAGCAGCUCACAGAAUCACAGAAUCACAAGGUUGGAAAGGACCCAUUGGAUCAUCGAGUCCAACCAAUCCUCACACUCCCUAAACCAUGUCCCUCAGCACUUCAUCCACCCUUUCCUUAAACACCUCCAGGGAAGGCGACUCGACCACCUCCCUGGGCAGCCUGUUCCAGUACCCAAUGACUCUUUCUGUGAAGAAUUUUUUUCUGAUAUCCAACCUGAACCUCCCCUGACAGAGCUUCAGGCCAUUCCCUCUUGUCCUGUCCUCUGUCACUUGGGAGAAGAGGCCAGCUCCCUCCUCUCCACAACCUCCUUUCAGGUAGUUGUAGAGAGUAAUAAGGUCUCCCCUCAGCCUCCUCUUCUCCAGGCUAAACAACCCCAGCUCUCUCAGCCACUCCUCAUACGACCUGUUCUCCAGCCCCUUCACCAGCUUCGUUGCUCUUCUCUGGACACGCUCCAGAGCCUCAACAUCCUUCUUGUGGUGAGGGGUCCAGAACUGAACACAGUAUUCGAGGUGCGGUCUCACCAGUGCCGAGUACAGAGGGAGAAUCACCUCCCUGGACCUGCUGGUGACCCCAUCUCUGAUACAAGCCAAGAUGCCGUUGGCCUUCUUGGCCACACUGCUGGCUCAUGUUCAGUCGGCUGUCAACCAGCACCCCCAGGUCCUUCUCUUCCAUGCAGCUCUCCAGCCAUUCUUCCCCCAGUCUGUAGCGCUGCAUAGGGUUGUUGUGCCCCAAGUGCAGGACCCGGCAUUUGGCCUUGUUAAACCUCAUGCCAUUGGUCUCGGCCCAGCAGUCCAGCCUGUUCAGAUCCCUUUG
This is a messenger RNA of Cuculus canorus (common cuckoo), 5324 nucleotides long. RefSeq names its product SPARC like 1 (gene SPARCL1). Gene Ontology annotation, biological process: anatomical structure development. Lineage: Eukaryota; Metazoa; Chordata; Aves; Cuculiformes; Cuculidae. The record is from RefSeq and is a predicted model, not a curated record. Gene Ontology annotation, molecular function: collagen binding; extracellular matrix binding; protein binding.